Morchella importuna is the source of this 1809-nucleotide messenger RNA. RefSeq lists its product as uncharacterized. Gene Ontology annotation, molecular function: molecular adaptor activity; GTP binding; GTPase activity. The transcript is spliced from 6 exons. Gene Ontology annotation, cellular component: cytosol; microtubule cytoskeleton; septin ring. NCBI's taxonomy places the organism in Eukaryota, Fungi, Ascomycota, Pezizomycetes, Pezizales, Morchellaceae. Gene Ontology annotation, biological process: cytoskeleton-dependent cytokinesis. Bases 1 to 1809 code for a protein of 602 amino acids. The record is from RefSeq and is a predicted model, not a curated record.
AUGAGUGUUGGUCUUUACUACUUCAACUCUGGCGAUAUCCGUUUGAAGACUCGUCGCGAAAUUCUAUAUGGUAGAUCCUUGAGCAGUACGGUGCGACAGGACCCUGUCCUAGCAAAUUUGAUUGUCCCAAUUAGAAAAACGGUCAAACAAAAUAAUACACUACAAUAUAUCCCUCACACCUCAAUUAAUUCUCUAAGACCCAUCAGUACAAUGGCUUCCGUCAACGGCUCUUCGUCAACGCUACAAAAGCGGCCUCCAACCCCCAAAUCUUCCUCCUCGGCCCCUAAAACUAUUAACGGUGGUCCCCCUCCUCCUAUCCCCGAUUCCAAGAAAGACGUUCAUCCUCCGCGGCGCUCCUCGCUCAACUUUCUACGUCGUACAAAGUCAGGUGAUCCAGUCCGCAAGGUCCCAGUCGUCGCCGCGGAGGCGCCGAAGCUACCCACCAUCUUCAACGGCGCGGCAAAUAACGCUGCUAUGCAGGCGCCACCGUCGCGAAAUGGGUUUGGGAGGGAAAUUAGAGACUCAGUCGCGAUUAUAAGCGGAAGGUUCGGUGCGGACGAGGAGUACGGUAACGGUGUAGGAAAGGCCAACCCGCUGGGUGGGUAUGUGCCUGGAAGGAAGUCAACCGAUAGUGUAGUGGGGAGAGAGAAUACGUAUGUGACCACCAGCACUGUGCCAUUUACAGAGGAUCCGUAUGCAAAGGAAGGAAGUAUGGCACAUAGAGGGAGGUAUUCGUACGCGAGUAAUACCAGUAGCAGUACUUAUAUCAAUUCCCCAAGACGGGUCAGGAGGAGGAAAGAUCCAACGCCAUUCAAUGUUCUCGUUAUUGGCGCUAAAGGUUGUGGUAAAACAUCAUUUCUACGCUUCCUCCGUCAGUCACUCGCCCUGAAGCCUAAGCGCGGGCAAGUGAUCACCGCGGAUGAGAGCCCUGAAGCUCCCGCACAGGCGGCCGACUUGACCGCCACAUUCAAUUCUUCAUACCUCGAAACUGACAUUGACGGCGAGCGCAUCGGACUCACCCUCUGGGACUCUGCUGGCUUGGAGAAAAACCUUAUCGACUUGCAGAUUCGCCAGACCGUUGCUUUCCUCGAAUCGAAAUUCGAAGAGACAUUCACCGAGGAAACUAAGGUCGUCCGUGCCCCCGGAGUAAGGGAUACCCAUAUUCAUUGUGUAUUCCUGCUCCUUGACCCUGCACGCCUAACGCCGAAUAACCAUUACCAUGGUAAAAGCGGGAGUAAGGAGGAUGUUGGUGGUCUUGACAACGAUCUCGAUAUCGCCGUUCUCAAGGCUCUACAGGGAAAGACCGUCGUUAUUCCUGUCGUUAGUAAAGCGGAUAACUGCACUCUCGCACAUAUGGAAUCUUUGAAGAAGCUCGUCCGCAAGGGUCUGAGCCGUGCUGGAGUCGACCCUCUAGAUGCACUCGAUCUCGAGAUUCCAGAGACCGACAGCACUGGCAAAGGCAACAGGGGCUCCCUCGCCGAAGUUGAUGAAGAAAACGAUGAUCUACCGGCAGCCCAUAACUCUAUCUCCUCUGCCGGGUCCGAUAACGGAAGAUACGAGGAGGAUGAAGGAAAUUUGUCGCUGUUACCAUUGUCGGUGAUUUCCCCGGACUCGUACGAACCAGGUGAGCCUGUGGGCAGAAAAUUCCCUUGGGGAUUUGCGGAUCCAUACGAUGAGGGCCACUGCGACUUUGUCAAGUUGAGGGAGGCUGUUUUUGUGGAUUGGAGAGGCGACUUGAGGGAGAAGAGCAGAGACGUGUGGUAUGAGAACUGGAGGAGUGAUAGGUUGGGGGCCAACCGGAAGAAUUAG